Hylaeus volcanicus is the source of this 4698-nucleotide messenger RNA. RefSeq lists its product as uncharacterized. The record is from RefSeq and is a predicted model, not a curated record. Bases 324 to 1253 code for a protein of 309 amino acids. NCBI's taxonomy places the organism in Eukaryota, Metazoa, Arthropoda, Insecta, Hymenoptera, Colletidae. Gene Ontology annotation, molecular function: sequence-specific DNA binding. The transcript is spliced from 3 exons.
UUUCAGCCAUCGGAUAACUUUCCUAUUUGUAACGGUAGAUAACCACUGACAAGAGCGCGUUAGUGACUUUCAUAGGGAACUGCCUUGUUGUCGUUCUUGGAGCCAAUGCCCAAAAUCAAUCAUACAGAAAGAGGAGUGGUAUGUGGGCAUCCUUGCCCAUGCACUGUUGAAUACAAAAACAAACAAAAUAAAAGAAAAUAAACCAACCAACCAUGUGUAUUAUGUUGUGAUUGUGUGACCAAAAGAGAACAUGAUGGUUUGUUUUGAUAGUUUAGUGAUUAUGAUAAUGUAAACUAAAUGUACCUAAAUGCGAAUAAUAUAAAAUGACGAAAACUUGUAUAGUUUGCAAAAAACAACCUAUUCCUGGUGAUCACACUCGUAGUUUUCACAAAUUUCCUGCAAACAAUGAACUGAAACAGAAGUGGAUGCAAGCUAUUGGAGUAACGGAUAUUAAGAAAAUCUCAACUGUUUGUAGCGAUCACUUUGAAGAUGAUGCAUAUCAUCAAACUGAUGGAUAUACAGUCACCAAAAGGCUGUUAUCAACUGCAGUACCUAUUCUCAAUAAAUGUUGUAUAAAAAAUAUUACUAAUAAUAUUGUGAUACCAUCUGUAGUAGAAGAGACUUGUGAUAAGAUUUGUAAGGAAGAGGUGGAUGAAUUUACGUUCAAUAAUUCAUUGGAGUUGUCAACAAAUACAAAUAAUACGACUACAGUAGGAGAGAUUUGCAAUAAGAUUUACAAGGAAGAGGUGGAUGAUCUUUCCUUUAAUAAUUCAUUAGAGUCAUCAAGAAAUAUAAAUAAUAUUGUUACUGAUUCAAGUAUUCAAGAUAAUACUUACAGUAGUGUUAAUGAAAGUGAUUCAUUGGAAGAUUGUGAUAUAAAACCUGUAACAGAAAGUUCUUUUAAUGACUCAACUUCACAACCAGAACAUAUUGAAAAGACUUCAAAUGACAAGAACAGUACGAGUUCGAAAAGAAAACGAACAAUAAAUGAUGCUGAAAGUGAUAUACCAAAUAAAAAAUUUUGUUUUAUGGAUGGAGUUCAACCUUCUCAUGUCUCGAAACAAGACUUUGUUUCAGAUGAAGCAUGGAGACGUUUUGUUAAAUUGAUGCUUUAUAAAAAUAGACAAAUAGCAGGUGCUAGGAAAAAAAGUUGGAGAAGGAAGAAACAAAUUGGUACUUUUAAAGAACUUAUCAAGAGUUUACAAGAUAAAGAUGCUUUCUGUGGCUCUGAGUUUUUAGAGGUCGUUUUAUAAUAUUUUCAUAUUUUUUAAACGACCAUUUUAGUGUAGACAUUAUUGGUUAUCAAUUUUGUAUUUAUACAGUGAUCCACAAUCAGAAAUUUUUAUAGUAAUUGUUUAAAUUUGAUUUAUGUGAUCAUUGUGAAUCAUACAAAUAGUAUACACAAUAUUAUUUAAAUGAAAUAAUUGUAUUUUUUAUCUUGUGAUAUUUGUAAAAUAAGAUUUCUAUAGAUAUACAAUUUAUUGUAUAAUUUAGUUUUAAUUUUAAUGCACAAGUGUGUAAAAUGUGAAUGCCCUAGAUUAGUUAAGUUUUUAUUAUAGAAACUUUUAUAAUAAAUUAGGUUUAGUUAAUGAACGUACACACAGAUGAUAUUUACUUACCUUCGGAGACGACUGUAUAUCUGACAGUGAAUUUUAUAUUAGGAACAUAUAAAUUAAUUAAUCGUUUUCACUUUAUUGUUUUUUCUGUAAAUUCAACAUUUGUGCUUCAUUGAUGAAUAUAUUCCUCUGCUGUUUGAACAUAUUACAUACCUUAAAUUACGUUGCGAAGCAUUGUGUACUUACGUUACAUAGUAAACACAAUAAAGCAUGAAAAAUAAAAUGUUCAAACGUUUAGUUUUGAAAUGAAAAAUAUCUUGCUUUUUCGAUAACAAUCCUAUGUCCUAUACACAAAUAAUGAGUUGUAGUAAGUUUAAAAUAAUCCAAAUAAAGUAAUGUUUUAUUAUUUUGCACGUGUAAACGAUUCGAUGAUUCCUUGAUAAUUUCUGGUUGCUCUAGUGUUCGAUAAACGAUUCUCAGUUUUAAAUAAAUUCGAAAAAGAUCUAUCUAUGUGAGUCUGAUUAUUUUUGUAGGUAUCAUAUUUACUUUUGUAAAUAUAUCUUUACAUUGUUUAGGGGGAUCGCUCACGUGGAGCAUUGGUUGCCAAUUAACACUGGAUAUAUUAUGGAGAAAAAGGAUUUUAGUAGUUCCUACUGCAAAGGUGGUAUAGACCCGGGUUAAAAGUGAUAGAGGGCGAAAGUAACAAGCUGAAUGUUUGAAAAUGUGUUAUAGACGCGUAUGCCAGCGUUGAGUGUAGAAUAAAGAACAAUAAUUGCAGUUUGCAAAGUAACUUUUCAAUGUCAUCAAGUUUCUUUUUCAUAGUAAUUUACAAGGAACAUCAGCCAAUAAAUACUUCUGAUUUUUUUUUUACUCAAAACUCCAUUACAUCUGGCCUAGUAUAGAGAUCAAUUGGAAUAUUUUCUUUCUCUUUGACUUUUCAUUAAUAAUAUCGAUUUUAUUUACAGCAACACUGAAAUAUCACGACUAUGAUGAAAUUAUUACUUUCGACCCCGGACCACGUUAUGCAAGAAUUUCGCUCGAUAACCCUUUGACUGCGGGGGGCGUAUAUAUCCGCCCUCGAAAAUUAGAAUCAGAGAAGUUUUUAACUUCGUCGAAACAAUUUUUAAAAAGUAUCACCUUGUAGAGAAUGACAAGAUAAAACAUUUUAUAUUUAUAAUUUACUAGCUUUUUCGAUGCUUUAACGAUAACGAUGCUUUUCAUUUUCAUCGAUGUAAAUGUAAUUGGAUUUCAGGAAAAAGGACUUUUAAGUUUUUAAUAUUCAUUUUUGAAACUAAAUGUCAUAUGAAUAAACUGCAAAUAUAAACAUGUUUCAUCUCAUCAUUCUCUAUAAGGUGAUAUUUUUUAAAACUUCGUCAAAAAUCGUCCCGUGGCCAAAGGGUUAAAACAUUUUGUCCGGUUUAUGUGAGAAUUGCAAAACACAAGCGUUCCUGUUUUUAAAUUUCAUUCUGUUUCAGUGCUCUGAUACAUUUGCUACAUACUACGACCCCGGCGACGGUGCUAUAACCAGACCUGGGUAAAACAUUGCUACAUAGAUUAUUAUAUUUUUAAGAUAUUUCAUGUAUUUCGAACGUUCCAAUAAUGAAAAGAAAAAGAUUCGACGUUUCGAAAGUAUAAACUGUAACGACGCCGUUUACUUGAUUUUAGAAAUCAUCUUGUUCCGUCGGUUUACACAUUGUACAUCCGAAAUGUUAUUUUAGGCUCGUUUACACCUAAUAUAGUAUUUCAGAUACUUGCCCGUCGAUUUUACUUUUACCCAGCUCAGGUUGUAACGAACCGAAGUGCGUUUGACACUCGCUAUUCAAAAUUUGAUUUAUCGAUUGUUCCGUUAGAUUGUUUGCCGCGGUAAAGAGAUCGAUUCAUGGGGUCGACGUACUGCGUGAAGUUGUCGCCAAUAGCUGUCCGGUAAAUUAUUUUUGAUUUUACGCGUUUAAAUAUUUUUCAUCUUGAAAACACUUUUUUAUCGUUUCGUAACGACUAUAGUUACAGUCGUUAUAGUAUUCUUUGUUUUAUCCCUUAUUCUGCCUUCGACUAUUGGCCCACGGCAAGCACAGUGUUUUUUACGCUUAAAAAAUUGCGUGCAUCCCAGUCCUAUGUUUUUAUUCUAUACAUCAAAAUCGCCAUUCUUUCGUCCUCGUAAUAUCGUGAAAAAUAAUACGUACGUUUCGCAAGGUGAUCGCUCGCUUUACUAAAAUCCCGAAUCGAACGGAAAAAAAACGUCAUUUCUCGAUUUCUUAAUUCGUCUUUUCUUCUUUUUUCCUUGUUUUUUCAUUUUUUUUUUCAUUUUUUUUUUUUUUUUGGUUCGGCUAGAUUUUGUAACACGACAACGAUAAGGUUAGGACCGCACCAGGCAUUUCUUUGUCACAAUUUUUGACAAAACGACUACAACGGAAACACCACUCGAUGCAAUCUUACGGAAACGUUUACUAUUCCGAAACAAUCACUCUAGAAAUACAGUAGAGCAACCGUCGACUGGUACGAAGACAAAAAUGUUCGGAUAUGAGAAUCUUUACGUAACCGAACAAAUGGUUAGCACAUAAUUUUACGAAAUCAAACAGGAAUUAAAUAAUCUGAAUACGAUAUGUUUGUGGAAAACUUCAUAUAUAUAAUGCAAAAGAAGAAUGAAACAAUAUCGUGCAAUCUUGUUUCUUUUUAAUGAAAUUAAAGAAUUUUUCACGAGAUUCUUUUACUCACACACACACACACACACCCCUCCUCGAGACCCUUACGUAAUUAAUGAACGGCCCUUUACGAUAUACCAAUAACAUGCAAUAAACAUUUAUUUUGUUCAGAAUAACGAGUGUGUUUCUUUGAAAGAAUUUAAAUGGCCUUCCGAAGUGCUUUUAUAGAACAAUCUGGUUCCCCAAGAUCCAUUUUUCCCCCCAAAAUUGGAUUACGACGGUGAUUAGAAAUCUAUGUUUGAGAAGUCGUCAAGUAAAUAACUUUGAAUAUUGAUACAUUGCGAAUAUUAUAUAAAAAUUACUAAAUAUUAAUGUUACAAGUAUCCCACGCAUGCAACAUACAGCAAAAACAAAUAUUUCACAGGAAAAUAGUAAAUAAUUUUAAAUAAUCCAAAUAGCCUUUUUCUAAGAGUAUAACGUAGUUUCACAAUAUCAUAAGUGAA